UGCUGCCGCCGCGGCGAGGCUGGAGAAGAGCGAGAAGGAAGACUUGCCAGACAAGAUCCAAAACCAGUGUGACCUUCGCCUUUCUAAUAAGGGGACUCUUUCAGAAACACUGUGUAGAGGACUCCUAGCCAGAGCUGCUUGGUGCAGGUAUGUGACUGACUCUUGGGGUACUUGCUCUCUAAAGAUUUGAGCUGUAUAUAAAAACUGUGACUAUUAGAAAUAUAGUGUGCUGUGUAGCUGCUGUUAGACAAAGCCAUUAAAAAGAAAAACUCCAAAAUGACACAUUUGGAGAGGUACCUUGAAUCUAAAUUUAAAAAACCUUAUUUUUAUCAGCAAACUUAAUGUUGGCAUCUCAGUAAUUUUUCUAAUGUAUCAAGAAUUAAGCUAUGCCAGGGAAUAUACACAACAUACUACUUCUGGUAAUGGAAUGUCAGGAGUGACUCUUAUCAGGUCAGGGCAGACUUUUCAUUAGCACUCCAUGUGGAUGUGACAUUGACAGAUAAAAAUCUAGAGUCUGACAGAUGUUUUUCCAGCCAUGCAAUUGCCUCUGAAGUCAACGUGGUCUUUAACACUGUAAGCCUGUUUCAGUUCUGCAUUAACCGGCUGACUUGCCUGACAGGCAGUUAGAGCAUAAACCUUUUCCACUUGCUGUGCUGCUGAGCCUGUCUGCUCUUGCAACUGUUGUCAUGUCUGGAAAACAUCUUAGACUGCUCCUUUCACAGCUCUCCAUCUUGCUGUCUUCUGUAGACUACCAACUUCUGUGUGGUUUAGCUUGGUGCAAAGCUUUAAAAGAGUUUGAAAAUGCAUUGAGACUGACAGUGAGGACAGAAAAAUCUCCUAAAGAAGAGAACAGCCUGAACUCUUGGCCAUGUCUAUCACAGACCACAGCCCCACCACUGGAGUGGUGACUGUCAUUGUUAUCCUGAUCGCUAUCGCGGCUCUGGGAGCCCUGAUCCUCGGCUGCUGGUGCUACCUGCGGCUGCAGAAGCUCAGCCAGUCUGAGGAUGAGGAAAGCAUUGUGGGGGAGGGAGAAACCAAAGAGCCCUUCCUGCUGGUGCAGUACUCUGCUAAAGGACCCUGUGUGGAGAGGAAAGCCAAGCUCACUCCGAACAGCCCUGAAGUACACAGCUAACUUGGAGCAUCACGUGCAGAUGGACUGUAUGCUCAUGUCAUGUGUAACCAGCAGAAGCAUUUCAAUACUGUGAAGAACCUGGUCAUGUGCACACUACUCAUCAGAAGACACCUUAGAUGAGAAUUAAAUAAGCUCUGUUUGCAACUGCAUGCACUGAGAGGUUGCACUUUGCAUCAACUGUGUAUCCGAAUUCCUCUGUGGCAGGAGCUGACUCGCCUGAUGUAAUGUCCAUUGCUGGCAAUGGGCACAGGAAUAUACUGGUGUGAAGAGACUACUACUGUUUUUUGUUACUUGAAUGUUUAGCUGAGCCUAUUUUGAUAGAGCUACUACUGCAAUGUGAUCUACUUUAAAAUUGUGAACUGUAAAUAGGCUGCCAGAAACUUCUUGCUUUUAUGUUCUGUAGCAUAUGGGAAUAUGAUGCAACUGUAUAUAAUACACAGGGGGACUCCUGAACCAUUACCAUGGAUGGGACUCCAGAUCUUCAAAACCAAAUCUGCAGUUAAAGCUUGCUUCUGCUACUAGAUUGGGUGUGCAGCCAUUAAGUCAGAACUCAUCCUUUGAACAGUUUAUUGGAUUGAUGCAGAGUACUUCAUUUGAAAAGAAGGGAUAAGCCUUCAGUAAUAUGCUGAAGGAGGAAACACAGGAGCUGCAAGAAAGGAAGCGUUCCUUUAGCUGCAGCUAUGUUGGUUAAGCUUUUGGAUGCUAGAACUGAGUUCUGUAUGUAGCUACUGCAAGGAAACUGCCAUUUUGAUGGGUUCCAGCCUGGAAACUUAUGAUGGAUACUGAACCCUCAGGAAGAGUCCAGAAGGUUUCCAGGUGUUUGAAAUGGCAGUAGAGCAGGCUUGUCUUCCAUAGGUGUAUGUGCUAAAACUGCAGAAGUGGUUUCUUAGCAAAACUGGCUUAAGUGCAAGUACUAUGAAUUCUUCCUAGAACCCUGGUUUGUGUACUUAGGGUGUAUGUUAACAGCCUGUUAUGAAAAGGCAUUUUAGUCUACAGUCAGACAACUCUAGAAUUCAAUUCAUGUACCUUGUAUAUAACUUUUGAUUGAAUUGUACUACAACAGGAGAAGUUUCAGCCUUUUCUACUGUUGAUAGGGACAAGGGUUAUUGCUGGUCAGUUUGUAAAAGCUUUUAGCUAGCAAUGGCUAAGUCCUUCCAGAUAACAUAACAUUUUCUGCUCUGUGCUGAAGUCCAGCUGUAGGAACUGUAAAAAGGUGUUGAAUGGGAAGUUCUGGACUGCAAAGGUGUGGGGGGAGGAGAAGGAACAACACUGAACAGCCAAUGGCAGCUUACAUAUUCUAAAACUUUGUGUAGGCACACAUGCUUAGAGGUCACUGGCCUGUUUUCUAUUACUUGAUACGUGGCCUCCUUUGAAUCCUGAUAUUUUUAAACACUUAAUUGCCUAGCCUUAAUUCAGCUCCAGGGGAAGCAUCAGACUUGCUUCUCGUACCUGUACAUAUGGAAUAACUCAAAGCCUAGCAAGCUUGCUUGAGAAUUUUGACUAUAUGCAAGACAAGAAUGGUCUAGACAAAAAGUUGUCCUCUUCUUCCCUAAGACGUUGAAUUGCUUUGUUAGUGCUACAUUUGUCUUUUUAAAAUUGAAAGCUGUCAUUUGAAGCAAAAAAAUGCUGUCAGUAGCAAAAAAGUAGCAAAAAGCUCCUGCUGUUGCCUCUUGAGUACAACAUAUGGGGUACAGCUAAUAAUGUUCUUACCCUGACACAUGCUUUUUCAGAUACUGCUUUCAAAGAGACUUGCAUGUAUAGUCAGACCUGUACACUUAAAUUGCUGUAUUUGAGACCUCUUAAAAGCAAAGAAAAAAGGAUUAAGACUUCCUGUAGUUUUCAGUAGAGAACAGUUCACACAUGGCUCUUGUGGUUUCCAGACAGUCAGAAUACCAGUAUACAAAAGUGAUACAAAGUGCUGAAGUUCUAGAACAGAACAGCUGUAGCAAGAUGACUUUGUCCAUUCAAAUUUACUGAUUACACAGAUGAAGUAUCUAUUUUAAUUCAGCAAAGAGAAUGCAGUGUAAAGGGCAAACUUCAGAAAUUAUGGAAAAGUAUAAAUCAAAGGUCUGAUUUCCCUUCUAGCAGCUGUAAGAGAAAACAUGUGAAAACUAACUGGUCCUUAGUCAGAGGUGCUGCACACUGCUGCCCCUCUGAUACAAACCAGUAUCUUUAAUUUAAAUGGAUAGGUGUUUCCAAGUUAGUGCAAUAGUAAAGUGCAGAAAGUGUUUUCCAUUCUUCUCUUAAGAUGGGGCUAUCUAAUAAGUUGUUCAAGUGUACAAAAAUAUUCCAUUUGAUUUUUCUUUUUCCAGAUCAUGUGGGGGAAGAUGUAUUUAUUUACAAUGAAUGUCAAUAAAAUUUGCAUAAAUACCUACCCAA
Messenger RNA from Sturnus vulgaris (Common starling), 3511 nucleotides. The record is from RefSeq and is a predicted model, not a curated record. Lineage: Eukaryota; Metazoa; Chordata; Aves; Passeriformes; Sturnidae.